GUCUUCUAUGAAUAAUAGUAGUAUAUUAGUUGAAAUUAAUGCUUUAACAACUUUAGCUAGUAAUGAUAAUGAUACUUUAGCUGGCAGUGGUUUUAUGUAUUUCUUUGCAUAUCCUUAUCCGAAUGGUACAUGCCCUACCCAAAUUUAUAGUCCAUAUCAUAUUUAUAAUUCAGUUUUUCUUCAACUUGGUCAAAUUAUAACAUAUGGAGGACUUUUAUUUACAGUAGCAAUUUAUGGUAUUAGAUCUACAUUUGGUUGGCGUUUCACAUUUUUCCUUGAUGAUUUAGUUAUUAUAUUUUUUGGAUUUUCACCAGUAAUACCUUUUUAUGCAAUUGGUCAAAUAUGUGUAAGAGUAAAUCUUCAAAUAUUUAAUAGUAUAUUUUCAUGGGUUAUAUUUAUAUUUUGGAUUAUAUUUAGUUGGAUAUUAAUAUCAGUAAUUCAUGAUUUUAAUUAUCGUUAUGAUUUAUCAGCAAAUAGAAAAUAUAAUUUAAAAUUAAUUACAGCAUGUACACAUUUAUUUUGUGCAUUAGUAAUUUUAGGGACAAAUAUUUUUAGUGUAAUUUAUGAUUAUUAUUAUUCACAACAAGAUAUUAAUAAUAUUUUUGAAUCAACAUUCUUAAAUUUUUUUGUUAAUAUUAUAUAUCUUGGAUUAUCACUUUAUUUAGUUUGGCAUUUUUGGUUUUAUAAAAGUGCUAAAUAUGAAGAUGUUCAAAAAGAUAAACUUCGUCUUUUUCCUUUAAGAGUUUUCUUUUUAACAUUAUUUUUAUCAAUAAUUCAAGUAUUUUUCGCAUAUGCAUAUAUUUGUUCACUUCCAAUAAUUGAUAGUUUAUUUAAUUUUCUUGUUGGUAUGGUAUUAACAAGAGCUGUAGCCGCAUUUUUUUCCAAUCAAAGAAUAAUUUAUGAUUAUUUAAUGGAAGUUGAUGAUGAGACAUUUUUACUUUUUAUGAAUUAUGCUAAUGGUUAUUAUACGUGGAAAACAUCAUUGAUUGGAUAUGUGGAUAGAGAAAGAAGAUAUUUAACAUCAAAUCAUGGUGAUUCAUUCAAAAUCAAAUGCAGGAAGAUUAAUUUUAUAAAAAAAUUGAAUAAAGAAGACGACAACAUAAAAAAAUUGAAUAAAGAAGACGACAACAUAAACAAAAUGAAUAAUGAAAACGACAACAUAAACAAAAUGAAUAAUGAAAACGACAACAUAAAAAAAAUGAAUAAAGAGGACGACGAAAUAAAAAAAAAGAAUGAAGAAAUCGUAACAUUAAAAAAUAUAACAUUAAAAAUUGAAGGAGAAGAAAUAAAAAUUGAAAGAGAAAGAAUAAAAACCACUGAGGAAGAAUUACCGAGAAUGGAUUUAAAGGCAUUAACAAUUGAAGAAAUUCAAGGUGAAGGAGGAACUAUUGAAUUAUUUAGAAAUGGGAUAAUAAAAAAUAUAAAUUCAAAAUCAAAAGAUCAAGAGGAGAAGAAGAAAGAGAAGAAUUAUUGGAAACCACAUUUACAUAUCCAUGAUGAAAAUGUAUAUUUAAUACAACGGUUAAAAAUUUUUAGUAGUAGGGCAGUAAACUUUAAAAAUAUUAAAGGGAAUGUUGAAAUAAAGAAUCUAAAAUUUGAUCCAUAUGAGCCAUAUGAGGAAAAAUACUGCAUCGAAAUUGAAGAAACCAAAGAAAAUUACAAUGAAGAAACUGAUAAAAAAAUCAAGGAAAAUUCCAAUGAAGAAACUAAUAAAAAAAUCAGGGAAAAUGACAUAAUGGUCGUAAUUGAGGAGAGUAAAAUAAAAUUAAAAGCCUUGAAUCCCGAAAAGGGUUGGUUGGAUGGUGAUUGGAAAUUAAAGAUUAAAGAUGGAGAAGUUUAUAUUGUGAAUAAGAAAAAGUUAAAAUGCGAAGCAAAGAAUAAUGAAGGUACAAGAACUAUUCAUUUAGAUAGAGAUGUAAAUUUAGGCGGUUAUUGGAUUUUAUCUGAAACUGAUAAUAAUAAUAAGUAUAAACAUCAAGAUAACCAUUAUAAAACUAUAACUAUCGAUAAAGAUAGCAAAAUCGAUAUUAAAACUUUAAGAAGAUUAAAAUUAAACGGUAGUACACGUUUGAGAAUCAAGAAUGGUAAAAUACAUCUUGAAUAUAAAGUAAAAAAAAGAAAGGGUGAUGGCAAAGAAAAAUAUUUAAAGGAUGAUGGCAAAGAAAUAAAAAUCUACGAUAAACCUUUGAAAUUUGCAUUAAACAAAGCAGAUAACUGGAAUGCAAAAUUAUUAAGAAAAGAUAACGAUGAAUAUAGCAUGUUUUUGCGACAUGAAGUGUAUAACCAAAAUAUUUUAUAUAUGUCUGUUGAAGGUAAUAAGCUUAUUAAUUUAAAAUACGAUAAAGAUGAUAACUUAGAUUUUAAAAGUGGAGAUAUUAUAAAAUUGUCAUACGACAAAUUUUCAGAUAAAACGAUUAUAUAUGAAGAAGACUUAUCUGAUAGUUUCGAAUCAAUAUUAAUAAACAAUGAAAUUGAGAUUAAAAAGAUUAAAGAGAAGAAUGAUACAACAUUUGAAAUAAGUAACCAAAAUAACACUUUCUAUGAAAAGUUUAAGAGUUGGUUUUGUCAUGAUGAUAAAUUGAUAAUUAAAACAAAUCAUGAUUUCGAAUUAAAAUAUAUUAGAAAACAUGCUUUGUGGAAGAAUUGUGAAAAUAAACAUUUCAUUGUGAACAAAGAUGAUAAAACUGAUUCUGAAAUUAUAAAAGAUGAUAAUAUUAUAAAAAUUCAAAUGUAUGCACAUUCAAUAGUGAAGAUAAAUAAAACCGAUCCAAGAAUAUCAAGAUUAGAAAAUGGUGGCACGUUAGAAAUUCGAAUUGACAAAGAAAAUCGAUCAGACAAAAAAGACAAAAAAGAUGUAGUGAAAGUUAUUCUUUCUAGAUAUAUUAGUUUUCAGAAUCGAGGGAUAUUGAAAAUUGAAAAAGGUUGCGUUACAUAUACUGAUAAGCCUGAAAAUAAAAAUUAUAUCGACUUGACCAAACAUGGAUUCUUGAAUUAUAUAAUUUAUAAUCAUAAGAAAGAAGUAAAAAAGUUACGCGAUCGAAAAAGAGAGCAAAGAAUGCAAGAAAUAGAAGAGAAAAAAAUACAAGAAAUAGAAGAGAAAAAAAUGCAAGAAAUAGAAGAGAAAAAAAGUUAA
Messenger RNA from Scutellospora calospora, 3133 nucleotides. The record is from the annotation of a GenBank genome assembly. NCBI's taxonomy places the organism in Eukaryota, Fungi, Glomeromycota, Glomeromycetes, Diversisporales, Gigasporaceae.